AUUAUCUAGCUUUACGUCAUUUCCCCCAGUUUCAAAAUGGAUUCCAGUGGCUUGAAGCUCAGCUUUUGGGAGAAUGGACCCAAACCCGGUCAAUUUUACUCUUUUCCUGGCAACAGCAGCAACACAACUCCUGGUUGUGGGCCGGUUAGGCACACAUUAAACCCAAUGGUGACGGGCACAUCGGUGUUGGGUGUAAAGUUCACCGGCGGUGUCAUGAUCGCUUCGGACAUGCUGGGCUCAUAUGGCUCCUUGGCCCGUUUCCGUAACAUCUCCCGCCUCAUGAAAGUCAACGACAACACUAUCCUGGGCGCCUCUGGCGACUAUGCAGAUUACCAGUACCUCAAACAAAUCAUUGAGCAGAUGGUAAUUGAUGAGGAGCUUCUAGGAGAUGGCCACAGUUACAGCCCCAAGGCCAUACACUCCUGGCUGACCCGUGUAAUGUACAACCGCCGGAGUAAAAUGAACCCACUCUGGAACACAGUGGUCAUCGGUGGAUUCUAUAAUGGUGAAGGGUUCCUCGGCUACGUUGACAAGCUGGGAGUUGCUUAUGAGGCACCAACCGUGGCAACAGGCUUUGGUGCCUACCUUGCCCAGCCCUUGAUGAGAGAGGUGGUGGAAAAAAAGGCGGAGAUCACAAAGGAUGAGGCACGGGCGCUGGUGGAGCGCUGCCUGAAAGUUCUCUACUACCGCGAUGCCCGCUCCUACAACCGGUAUGAGAUUGCAAUCGUGACAGAGGAAGGAGUGGAAAUUGUUGGCCCCUUGUCAUCAGAGACAAACUGGGAUAUUGCACACAUGGUCAGUGGUUUUGAAUGAGAGCAGCGGUUGUUUGUCUUUACUUCCCCACAUCUGGAUGAGCUGUUGGUUUCAGCCUCACUGAGGAUAUAACUUAAUGUAGAACGGCCAUCACCCUUUUUGCUUUCGUCUCUUUUGUAUAACAAUAAAUAUGUAAAACAAAAAAGAU
Molecule: messenger RNA, 961 nt
Organism: Clupea harengus (Atlantic herring)
Lineage: Eukaryota; Metazoa; Chordata; Actinopteri; Clupeiformes; Clupeidae
Gene: psmb4
Product: proteasome 20S subunit beta 4
Cellular component (GO): cytoplasm; proteasome core complex
Source: RefSeq, a predicted model, not a curated record